This is a messenger RNA of Daldinia vernicosa, 2128 nucleotides long. Its product is annotated as uracil permease. Gene Ontology annotation, molecular function: nucleobase transmembrane transporter activity. Lineage: Eukaryota; Fungi; Ascomycota; Sordariomycetes; Xylariales; Hypoxylaceae. The record is from RefSeq and is a predicted model, not a curated record. Gene Ontology annotation, cellular component: plasma membrane. The transcript is spliced from 4 exons. Gene Ontology annotation, biological process: nucleobase transport; transmembrane transport. The coding region runs from base 449 to 2128 and encodes 559 amino acids.
UCUGUGCUGUGUGAUCAUUAUCCGCCGCCGAGCGUAGCAGCCGUAUACCUACCUAUGUAGGAUGCACACUAUCUAUUUCCCGUGCGGAGAAGAAGCAUCUAUCGGACCGGGAUGUUCGAAGAAGGUGAAUGGAAGCUUUGCCGAGUAUAUGUAUAGGUAGGUAGGUAGGUAGGUAUCAUAGCCAAAGAGCUGGGGUAAUGAUAAGCACCUUGUUUCUCAACCCCGAUUUGCCAAUGACAGCAACUUGCUUUAUCUUGGAUAUCACAUAUCAGCCCUGUGACGAAAUUCAGUUAGUACCAACAAAUAAACUCCAAUGAUACCAGCCAUCAUUGUCUUGGAACAAGAUUUAUAUGGUUGUUUUUCUAAGAUUCAGAUAUAUCAAGGGGUUUCCGCUAAUGUAGAUGGUCGCACAAGCACUCCUUAAAUUCCUCUCAACGCGACCAUAGCGAUGGAUUCCUUCACCUUUCGACAGCGAGGCCAUGCUAUUAAGGAGAAGACACAGGCUCGACUGACGGACUGGCAUAGCUGGAAAUUGCCCAAGCAGACCAGCAGUAUUGCCCCGGCUCAUAUAUGGACGAAUGCCGACCAAGAUCCGGUCCCAGAGGAGAAGCAGACUUGGACCAAGUGGGCGUUCAUUGGCUAUUGGUACUCGGACUUGGUGACUGUGUCGACAUGGACUGCUGCCAGUGCUAUAAUGACAACCGGCUUGACGGCUACUGAUGCUGUUCUUAUCGUUCUUGUUGCGGCUAUAUGCAAUGCGAUCCCAACGGUCUUAAAUGGUGCCAUCGGCGCUGACUUGCACAUCCCGUUCCCUAUUGCUUGCCGAGCUAGCUACGGUUACUGGCUAAGUUACUUCUGCGUCGUGACGAGGGCUAUAAUAGCACUCUUCUGGUUCGGCGUCCAGAGUGCCAACGGAGGGACCUGUGUGACCGCUAUCAUCACCGCCAUCUGGCCGAGUUACGCGAGACUCCCUAACGCACUACCCAAGUCGGCGGGUACCACGAGCCAGGGGCUGCUGAGCUACUUCAUAUACUGGUGUAUCCAGUUCCCCUUACUCAUGAUCCCGUCGCACAAGCUGCAGCAUCUGUUCUGGGUCAAGACGGUAUUAGUCACGCCGAUGGCACUGGCGAUGGUUAUCUGGAUCACCGUAGUAGCCGGCGGUCAGGGCGAUUUCUUCUACGCGCCGGCUACGGUGUCUGGGUCUACUCGAGCAUGGCUAUGGCUAUCGAAUCUAACCAGCGUAACAGGCGGCUACUCCACCCUCGCAGUCAACAUCCCCGACUUCUCACGCUUCAGCAAGACGCGCGGCGCACAGCUCUGGCAACUCCCCUUCAUCCCCAUCUUCAAAACCCUCGUCGGCCUCUUCGGCAUCAUCUCCGCCAGCGCCUCGAAAAAGGUAUACGGGACCGUGUACUGGUCCCCGCUGGAAAUCAUCGGCCAGUGGCAAGGUUCGCCAGGCGGGAGGGCAGCGGCCUUCUUCGCCGCGGCGAUCUGGCUGCUCGCGCAGAUCUCGGUGAACAUCAGCGCGAACGGCAUCUCCUUCGCCAACGACGUCACGUCCCUCGCGCCCAAGUGGUUCAAUAUCCGCCGAGGCGUGGUGCUGGUCUCGUUGCUGGGCGGCUGGGCUUUGUGUCCGUGGAUUAUCAUCUCGUCGGCUGCGGCUUUCUUGAAUUUCAUGAGCGCGUACGCGAUUUUUAUGGCGCCGAUUGCGGGCGUUCUGGCCUGUGAUUAUUGGGCUGUUAAGAAGCGGCGAUACGACGUCCCGGCUCUGUACGAUCCUGACGGCAUAUACCGGUAUAAUAAAUGGGGUGUCAACUGGCGCGCUCUGAUCCCGACGCUGGCUGUUAUUGUGCCGCUUCUCCCGGCUUUGGCGAAGAAGGUUACGCCGCAGAACGUGGAUGUUAGUCAGGGGCUCGUGAACCUGUUUACGUUUAACUGGCUGUAUGGGUUCUUCGUGUCAGUUGUUAUGUACUACGCUCUGAACUACUUCUUCCCGCACGAGACUACGUUGAUACCGAAUAUGAUACCUGGAGUUGUUCCGGUUCUACACGCGGUAGAUGCGGAUGUGGAAAGCGGUUCGGCUCAGGAUGAGAAGAUGAGGGGGGAGGUGAAAGCAGAGCAGGCCUAG